CUGCUGGCGCAGAACGUGCCCACGUGCAACGACCCGCUCGAGGUGUGUCUGCAGCGGCAGGUGGUGCAGGACACGGUGCAGGUGUUCCAGCACGCCGUGCCCGCCGAGGGCAAGCCCGUCACCAACCAGAAGAACUCCGGGAGAUGUUGGAUCUUCUCUUGUCUCAAUGCAAUGCGUCUUCCGUUCAUGAAAAAGUACAAUAUUGAAGAGUUUGAAUUCAGCCAGUCAUACCUCUUUUUCUGGGAUAAGGUUGAACGUUGCUACUACUUUUUAAAUGCCUUUGUGGAAACAGCGCAGAAAAAAGAACCUGUGGAAGGAAGACUGAUACAAUUCCUGCUUUCCAACCCCACAAAUGAUGGCGGGCAGUGGGAUAUGUUGGUCAAUCUUAUUGAAAAGUAUGGUGUUGUCCCCAAGAAAUACUUCCCGGAAUCUCAUACCACAGAGGCUACGAGAAGGAUGAAUGAGAUCUUGAAUCAUAAGAUGAGAGAAUACUGUUUGCGGCUAAGAAAUAUGGUGACAUGUGGGAUAACUAAUUGUGAACUUACUGCUGAAAUGGACACGAUGAUUGAAGAGGUUUUCAGAAUAGUGAGUACCUGCUUGGGCAGCCCUCCGGAGACCUUCUGCUGGGAGUUCCGGGACAAGGAGAAGAACUACAACAAAAUCGGCCCUGUGACGCCAGUGCAAUUCUACAAUGAGCAUGUGAAGCCUUACUUCAACAUGGAGGACAAGAUUUGUUUAGUGAACGAUCCCCGGCCGCAGAACCCGUACAACAAGCUGUACACGGUGGAGUACCUCGGCAACAUGGUGGGCGGGAGGAGAACGCUCUACAACAACCAGCCCGUUGAUGUCUUGAAAAAACUGGCUGCAGCCUCGAUUAAGGAUGGCGAGGCUGUGUGGUUUGGCUGUGAUGUUGCAAAGCAAUUCUAUGGCAAGCUGGGAAUCAAUGACAUGAAUAUAUUUAAUCAUGAGCUGGUAUUUGGAGUCUCCAUCAAGAACAUGAACAAAGCAGAACGAUUAAUCUUUGGCGACUCACUGAUGACCCAUGCUAUGGUCCUGACAGCUGUCACUGAGAAGGUAGAGUCCUUCUUCUGAAGUUCUGAU
Tinamus guttatus (white-throated tinamou) is the source of this 1101-nucleotide messenger RNA. The record is from RefSeq and is a predicted model, not a curated record. NCBI's taxonomy places the organism in Eukaryota, Metazoa, Chordata, Aves, Tinamiformes, Tinamidae.